Lottia gigantea (owl limpet) is the source of this 2130-nucleotide messenger RNA. RefSeq lists its product as hypothetical. Bases 48 to 1319 code for a protein of 423 amino acids. The record is from RefSeq and is a predicted model, not a curated record. Lineage: Eukaryota; Metazoa; Mollusca; Gastropoda; Lottiidae. The transcript has 2 exons.
AAGUGAUUUAUAGUUCAUCGUCAUUCAGUCAUUCAGGAAAAUUCAAAAUGGCGUCCGAAACAGACGAACAAGCUAAAAGCAAUAGUUCAUUGUAUGACGGGAUUAAUGAUUCCGAACAAUAUGUGUUUCAAUUUGAUGAUGAAAAAUAUAAACUAGGAGACUUCGAAGAUGAGAAGAAUUUACCGACAGUGGUCAGAUUUGAAGAUACACAAGGGGACGUAACUCCUGGAAUAAAAAUCUACGCUGAAACCCCUGUUCUAUUCUUCACGAGAAGGUCUCAGAAACAAGCAUCAGUGAGAACAAUUUAUAGAGAUAAUUCUGGAGCUUUCUUUGAAGUUGGACAGACCCUGAUCAUUCCUGAAGACUACCAAGGCUGGUUUGAAGUGGUACCAUCAGAUUUUACCAGAGCAUCGUGUUAUAAAUCUAUAGCCGAAUUGGCUGAAUCUAUGCCAAGGAAAUUUUUCACAAGGUCUAAUAUCAAAGCUAUUCGAGUAAUAACCAACGAAAAUGGUGAAGAGCAAUAUCUGGAACGAAAAAUUCCAGCUGGGUCGAUCCUAAAGACUGAUAGCAUUUUUACAGCUAAGUGGAAAACGGAAGCUGAAACUGGACUGUUUAAAAAGAAAAGUUCCCAGUGGACGACCUAUGAAGUGAAAUAUCUCAAUUGCAUAACAACCACGGACCAAAAAGAGAUUCUUAUUCCUCUUACUACCAAGGGUAAAUUUAACGCCGUGUAUGAACGUGGAAAAUUGGACUGUAACUCCGUUUACACCAUGAAAGACAUCCUCAGUGAUUUGUCUCUCCCAGUUCGAGUUCGAUUAUUGUUUGGUAAAGCGCCAGUGGUUCCUUGCAUUUUCACAGGAAUGCUCAACGUCAGAUCUUUUAAAACCGAGCAAAAAAUAAUUGCCAGCACGGUUCUUAAUAAACGUAAUGUCUUAUUUGAAGUUCCAAUAGGUCUAGGGUGUAGUGUUCAAGUAUCCAAUAAUUUGGAAGAAUGUUGUGAUUUAGACACGUAUAGAGAUGGCGUAAAAUUAUGCCAAAAAUAUGCCCAUAUGUACAGUACCAUGAUCAAAUUAUCGCCAAAAAUGGACACGAACAGUCAGGUGAUGCAACAUAUUCCCACAGAUCCAUCCUAUAUGAAAACGGUUGAUGAUGCAUUAAAAGCAUUGGAUUUGAUAACUGACAUAAGUCUCACUGAGGAACCUAAAGAUCAUUUAAUGGAGUCGUCAUCCGAUACAGAUUCAUUGCGGAGUGAUCAGCCGACAAUCCCACGUGGGACCUUAAUGAACCUUACCAGAGACACAUCACAAUCAACUGCUUAGCGUUCUGUUACAGUAAAUUUACGGUGAUAUUUACUUGCAUAAUAUAAAGUAUGAUUCUGACCACAAACAAACUUCAUAGCUAGUAAAGCAACUUCAUAGUUUGUACGGCAACUUCAUAGUUUGUGCAACAACUGCAUAGUUUGUACAACAACUUCAUAGUUUUACAAAGUCUUCAUUCUUUGUUCAUAAACCUCCUGGUUUAUUCAAUCUCCAGAUUAAGAUUUGAUAUUAUUUAUUUCAUGUCCACUAUAUUAUUUGCAUAAUAUUAUAUGUAUAUGAUUUUGUUACACCUAUAUCAUUAUUAUUGUCAUUAUUGGUCAGCCUAUUGACGUGACAUUUAGAGUGGUCCAUUUAAAAACAUAUACAUUGAUAUAUUUUACAUCAACUAUAUCCGUAUUCUUUUCAUAUCAUUGUACAACAAUCCUUUAGAGUGAUUUAUUGAACAAAAUAUAUUAAACUUUAUAACAUGAACUAUAUCGACAUUCAUAUAAUAUUAGUGUACAACAAUCGUUUAGAGUGGUUCAUUGAAAAAAUAAAUAUUUAUGUGUUUUACAUCAACUUACGUUAUAACGUCAUAAUACACCAUUUUUAUAUUGAAUGGUUCAUUUUUGUCAACUAUAUCAGCAUCAAAUUUAACCCUAAAAAUAUCCGUAUAUCAUUCUGUUUGAUGCAAAUUCAAUAAAAAUAUAUUGACAGUUAGAAUUGGUAUAUUGUGGUCAAGGUCAGUUAGCAUUGUGUUUUGAUGUUUAAAAUGAUAAAAUAUAUAUUGUUUUAUGUACACAUCUUGAAUAAAACGAUAAAUCAUCAUUCU